Molecule: messenger RNA, 2790 nt
Organism: Fomitopsis serialis
Lineage: Eukaryota; Fungi; Basidiomycota; Agaricomycetes; Polyporales; Fomitopsidaceae
Exons: 10
Coding region: 1-2790 (929 amino acids)
Molecular function (GO): hydrolase activity
Source: RefSeq, a predicted model, not a curated record
AUGCCUUUGAACUCUCUUCUCGGCCAAGCCGGCCUCAGACUUGGUCCUCUCUUGCUUGAAACUCUCGUCAAGCACUACUUGGAGCGCAUAGUAGACGAACGCGGGGACGGAGUCACCGACUUGAGUCGUGACGAGUUGCUGUACGACCAGGCAUUCCAUGUCAUCAAGACUGAAAUGACGGACAGACAUACAGUAGAGGAACUGCAAGAGUUCUCAAACACCCGGACGCCUUCACCGCCAUGGACCCGCGUCGUUCGACUGCUCGUGCCCAUGUCCAGCUGCGAUGAAGCAGCUACGUACCUCAUCAAAGCACUGGGCGGAGAGGAAGUUACCAAACGGGUCGUUGGCGGGACGAAGUGGUGGCAGGUUCGCGGCGUCCGGGGGGUCGACGCAGAGUGGAUCACCAUGAAGAAGGACUGGAAAGAAGCGAAGAAACGAAGCAAAUCACAGCGGAGGGAGAACAGGUCGCGUUCUCGUCCACCACCGAGUGGCGAGACCGACGCUGACGAAGACAAGCCAGCCAUCUAUGAUCCGGAGAUGGACAAGAUGCGAUGUAUUCUUUAUGCACAUGGUGGUACGGGGUACUACUUUGGCAGCAUAGACCAAGAAAGAUACAGUCUUGAACGCUAUGCGCGCAAGAUCGGCGGUCGCGUCUUCGCGAUAAAUUAUCGUCUCGCGCCGCAAUACCCUUUCCCUUGUGCCAUUCACGACUUCCUCGCAGCUUACCUCUACCUUAUACGUCCGCCACCGGAAGCGUCCCAUAGCCCUGUGGACCCUGCCCAUAUAGUCGUCGCUGGCGACUCGGCAGGCGGCGGCCUGACCAUUGCCUUGCUGCAAGUAAUCCGUGAUACGGGUCUGCCGCCACCCGCAGGCGCUGUACUCAUCUCGCCAUGGUGCGACCUCACGCAUUCCUUUCCGAGUGUACACAUCAACAACGCCACAGUAAGACGUCCUCCCCCAUAUGGUCUCUCCUUCCACAAGCCAAGCAUGCUCUGGCCGCCCCCGCCGAACGAGCUGACCGCCGAGGUGCAGCACAGUAUCCGGACGCGCAUCCGCGAGGUCGUGCACCUGGGCAACUCCGCCGUGCCUGUCAUGUCGUCUCCGUCAUCUCCGUCAUUUCCAUCGCCUGCCGACGCAGGAUUGGCGCGGCCGUCCCACGAGUUUCGCACUGCGUCGGGCGAGACUGUCCACCUGGGUUCCACGGCGCACCUGCCGCCACCGCCACCGUCGACCGCCGUGCGCGACCAGACGAUUACGCUGCACACGGAGAAGGGCGAGACGCUGAAGAUCGAGGAGCAGGUGCAGAUGUACUGUCCAAACUACCUGCUGCGGCACCCGCUCGUCAGCGCGGUCAUGGGGCAUCUGGGUGGGCUUCCGCCGUUGUUCAUCAUUGCGAGUGAGAAAGAGGUUAUCAGAGAUGAGAUCGUCUACCUCGCGCACAAGGCCGCGUAUCCAGACAGGUUCAAGAUCAAGGACGAGGCGAAGGCGCUGUAUCCUGUGCUGGAGGGUAUAGAGUCUCGGUAUGGUCCGACGAAGGUGCACCUACAAGUUUGGGAUGACGCGGGGCACACGCUGCCAACCCUCUUCUCGUUCACGACGCCUGCGAAGUACUGUUAUCGCGCGAUAGCGACAUUCUGCAAAUACGCCACGGGCAUGCUGCCACCGCCGUCGCAGCUGCUCUCGCCGAGCGAUGUGCCACUGAUGAGCUCGCCCAUGAGCAGCCCGCCCGCCUCGCCGCUUUCGCCGGGCUUCGACUUUUCGUCAUCAUCGUCGUCUACGGUGAUCGCCGCUAGUCAUUCAUCUUCGUCGACGAUCCACGGACAUGCUCGCCCUGGGACGUCCGACGGUGUCGCGAACAGAUCGGGGCGUGGUUCGAGCAAGACAAGACAGGGAAGGUACACUGUCAGCGCAUUCUUCCAUCGACGUACCACACAUCUAUUUGCGGCACACGAGAGGGACGAUACAGAGUCCAGCGACGUCGCUGGACCUCGGUUUGGACUUGGACACGAUGAAUAUGGGGGUGUAGAGGGCGAGAGGCGCGCGGGCGAGUCGUCUGUAUAUGACAACGGCAUGGAAACGAUGAUUCGAGAACGCAUCUCCACGCGCGGCGUCAUCCGCCCUCUCGAGCCCGAGUCGGAGCUUCCCGGGCUUCAGCUACCUGAGGAGCUCAUCGGCGAGGUGUCUGAGCUCGUAGUGCGACGGUACUAUGCCGGGCGGGAGGAGUUUGGGCGGCGGUUCGCGAAGGUGUACAAGUCGGUCGAGAAGCAGCGCCGUCGGAACCUAUCGCGCCACACACACGACGCGCUACAGCAAAUGGCGCAUCUCCAGACGGUGCUCACGCCGGACAGCGGCGCGCAAGCGGAGCAGGAGCAGGGCAAGAAAGGCUCGGCGCGCACACCGAAGGGCAUCCAUGAGGGCCUGAUCAGUACGGGGAGCUGGGCGUGGGCGUGGGCACUCGACGUGGAUGAGGCUCCGCCGCCGAGCAGCAUCGUCGCUAGAAGGGAUACGGAGGAUGCGCGGCGGCUCAUGCGGGUCGCGGACCAGGCGUUCUUGAUGGAUGAACAUGCGAUGAGCGGGAACCACCUCUGGAACGUCAUUGUUGAGUUCUUGACAAAGUCUCCGGACAGACACGGGCGUGGACGUGAGUCCAAGCCUGUCCAGAAAGGUCCAGGAGAGAACGGUGCGGCUGAGGACGAUCCUGCUGAGGCGCCGGAGGCACGCCCAUCGAGGUUUUCGCGGUUCCUGGCUAAGCGUAGAGGUCGUAGUCAGUCUGCGGAGAAGGCUUCGUAA